This is a messenger RNA of Phyllostomus hastatus (greater spear-nosed bat), 963 nucleotides long. Its product is annotated as interferon alpha-inducible protein 27-like protein 2. Lineage: Eukaryota; Metazoa; Chordata; Mammalia; Chiroptera; Phyllostomidae. Gene Ontology annotation, biological process: apoptotic signaling pathway. Gene Ontology annotation, cellular component: mitochondrion; membrane. The record is from RefSeq and is a predicted model, not a curated record. The transcript has 6 exons. The coding region runs from base 334 to 942 and encodes 202 amino acids.
AAUCAGGCUAUCCUGCAGACUGGCCCGCACUCACCCCGUCUUGGCGUUAGCAAGGCGGAGGUGGCGUCUCCCUGGCUCUGAGCCCGGAGCGAGCGUGACUCACUGGGUUCACGUGACCCUUGGGGUUGGGUUGCACAUCCUGCUGGAGGCCUCAACAGCCUCACCACACACAGGACUUUUGACACAGCUCUGCCUUCUCAGGCAGUUACUUUCCAAAGUAGGCAGAGGCAUGGGAGGUGCGAAAGGGGAGAGACUGCCCCUCGCAUCGUCCCUCUUUGCUGCCAUCCAGGGCUGCUGUCACUGUGAUCAGAGUAUUCCCGCACCGCCACCAAGAUGUCAGUGGAAGCCAUAGAGAACGGGGAAGGAUUUGUGGCAGAUGCGCUCCUGCAGGAGUUUCAGUCGGAUGAGGAGGAAGAACCCUCCCAGCCAUCCUCUGCUGGUUCCACUCCGGGGGGUCCUCCUCAGGGGUCCCCGUCGGGGCCCGAUGGACCUGGCUCGGACUCCACUGACCCACCCACACACGGAAGAGAGAAGUUCUUCCACUAUGCAAAAAUGGCUGGUCUGGCUGUGACCGGAGGAGCGGUGGCCGUGGGCGCGGUGCCCGUGGUGCUGGGCGCCAUGGGCUUCACCGGGGCGGGCAUCGCAGCCUCCUCCCUCGCGGCCAAGAUGAUGUCAGCCGCCGCCAUCGCCAACGGGGGCGGGGUUGCCGCCGGUAGCCUGGUGGCUACUCUGCAGUCUGUGGGGGCAGCUGGACUCUCCUUCUCAUCCAACGCCCUUCUGGGCCUCGCCGGGUCCUGUAUCGGGGCCUGGAUAGGGCGUUCAAAAAAGGCAGACCCUUCCUCUCCACCAGCUGGACCCAGUGGAGGCGACUCUCAGGAUGGCAGCCCCUCCACUGACAAGCCCCCUGCCUCCCAAAACCACUCAGAGAAGGAGGAGAAAUAAAGACAAGAUGCCGUGACUCUC